This is a messenger RNA of Cavia porcellus (domestic guinea pig), 5866 nucleotides long. It is a transcript of the gene Ankrd31, whose product is annotated as ankyrin repeat domain 31. The record is from RefSeq and is a predicted model, not a curated record. Bases 198 to 5675 code for a protein of 1825 amino acids. The transcript has 24 exons. NCBI's taxonomy places the organism in Eukaryota, Metazoa, Chordata, Mammalia, Rodentia, Caviidae. Gene Ontology annotation, molecular function: protein binding.
UCUGUAGAGGUCAGGCUACAGCUGUCGGCGUCUCGACGUUUGCUUCUCUCAGCGCACUCAGCUGCCUGGCGGCUAUUGCCACAAAUUUUGUUAGUAUUUCUAAACUCUGAAUUUCCACUCUGCUGUGAAGCAUCUUUUUGUUUGUGAGAAAGAAGAAGUUCAAGGAGAGUUUAAAAAGACUUUAGGGUCGGGCAAAGAUGGAAGAAGGCCCUCAGGGUCCCGACUGGGAUAGUGAUGAAACCGUGAUUGAGGGGUCAGUGGCAGAGAGCGACCUGGAAGAUGAUGAGCUGCCCUGGAGAAGGUUGCUGUUUGAUCGAGACCCAGCUUUUACGUCUGGUGUUCAUCCUGGUAUAAGUGGUAGGUACAAAGGCACACUUUCUCCUGAGAUUCAACUUGGAGGCAAACUCAGAGAAGACUCACAGCAAAUGAAUAAAGAUAAAAUGAUGUCCAUUCUUACUGAGGAUUCAGUAUUACAGCAACCUCAAGAUGACACAACACAAAAUCAAGGUGUAUUACAGACUGGAAACAAUUUUGCAGUGUUCACUGUGUCAUCUCCCCAGGCUGGACUUUCAUUGGAGGAGCAAAACAUUGAAGGGUCUGAAGCUGAAAAUUCUGAAGUUUUUCCAGACCUAGAAAAGGAACUAAGUGAAGACAAAGACUCCCCUGAAAUUAGCCUGCUCUCAAAUUCUGCUACUAUGGUAUCUGGUAUUGUUGCUGUAAAGGAGAAAUUCUUAAUAGAGCCAGAGAAGAUCUUAGCAGCACCGAAUACAGUUUAUGACCCUGGAAAGGAAGUCACACUGACCAUGUCUUCUAAAGAAACCAAGGACGAAGAAAGCUCACUUGAAACUUUUGUGUCUGCCUUAGAAAAGUUACUAACAUCACCAGAAAGCACCCAAGAAAAAAGACUGUUUGAAACGGUGAAUGAUUUGGAUCCUGGAGAACUGAUGAACACACUGAGUAACUCAUCGAGUUCUUUGUCAAUAUCUUUGAGUGCUUUGUCACCAUAUUGUAGAGAUUUACUAGAAAAUACAGAGGGUGAUGCAUUCCCACCUGAGUUGCUGGCAGCACUGAAUGCAUUGUCAGAAGACAAAACAGGGACCGUUUGUUGCAGAAAAGAAGGUGGCAGUCUCAUUGGUAGAAAUGAAGUUUUGGAAAUGGAGCCUGAUACGUUUCAGACAGAUGAAGAUUGUACACAAAUAACAGAGACUAUAGAAAACUCAACUUCAUUUGGAUCCCAAAGUUGGGCUCAUCAAAAUGUCACCAUUUGUGAGCCAAUAAAUAAUAAAAAUCCAAAUCCCAUGGAUAAUACUUCUCACCAGGAAACUCCAUAUGUUUUACGGAGAUCAUCUAGAUUAGAAAAACUGAAAGCAAACCGAGAUGCAAAGUGUACAGAUGAGAUGUAUAAGAUGCCAGAAAAGGUUGUAUCAAAUAUAUAUACCUGUGAGGAUCAAAUAAAUAAGUCAGCUGAAAAUUCGGGAACUCAAGAUCCUGUUUUAAUGAUUGAAGAUAAAAAGAAGAAUAUGAAUUCUUCCAGAUUCAAGGGUGAACAGAUCAGGAAAAAUGAACGACUUAUAUUAAAAAAAGAAAAACUGAAGAUUAAUAAAAUGCCUCUCUCUAGCAUAAACCGCCGAAAUGUUUUUGGAGAGAACUUACUAUAUCAGGCUGUCCUAUAUGAUGAUGCUGAUCUUGUUCAUUGUUGUAUAAAAAAAGGUGCAAAUGUUAAUCAGCCAAGUUAUGCUGGUUGGACUGCACUUCAUGAAGCUAGUGCUGGGGGAUUUUAUCGGACAGCAAAAGAACUAUUAAAAGGAGGAGCAGAUGUAAAUUUCAAAGGAAUGUACCAGAUCACACCCCUGCACGAUGCUGUGAUAAAUGGACAUUAUAAGGUGGCAGAGUUACUUCUUUUGAGUGGAGCUGACCCGUUAUUUAGAAGUGACAAUGGAAAGUGUGCUUUGGAUAAGGCUAGAGACUCACGUAUGAAGCGUCUCCUUGAGAAAUAUAUUCCUAAGUAUCAAAAACUUCUUGCAUCAGAUCAAAGGAAAGGCACUGACCCAGGAGAUGUAGAGGACAUAUGUCCACACAAGAAACCAAAAUUUAGUCCUAAAAGUCACACUGGGUUUGUUUGUAAUGAAAAUUCCAGCAGACUGAGGCCAGAACAUGUAGAAGUCAGCAAAAGAAGCAAAGAGGAUUUAUUUGUAAACGAAGAUGUGUAUGAACAUUACUCCCAAAGUUCGAGAGUCACAAGAUUUGGUAAAUCCAAGCAUAAGCAAUCAGCUCUUAACCAAACACAGUCUACAGGACUCAGAAAGGGCAGUCUUUGUAACAUUACAGAUGCUAAAACACAUGUUUUGAAAGUUAAAGGAAGGAAGAACACACAAGAUAAAAGGACUCAAUCAGAUGAUGGAGACUGCACUUCAAGACAGGCAAUCACUGUCUCUUCCCCCAGAAAAAUAAAUAGAUUGGUUACUCAUCAGCAGCAUAUUCUUCAAACCCUUGAUGGCCUUCAAGAAGAGUGCUAUGAACCUUGCAGCCCAACUGUGUCAAGCCUGAAAGAUGGACUAGGUAACAAAGUAAAGGUUUGUUCAGUUUCCAAAGAGGUACAUACCCAAGAAGGUCAAGAAAUGCAGUUUUUGGGGUUAGAGCACAUUGGCCAAACUGAAGCUGGUUCUUUUUCUGGACCUUCAUUACAUAAAGAAGUCAGGUUACCACUUGUUUCUACAGAUCAGCAGCUUCAUGGUUACCAAGAACAACAGAAUAGCCCUUAUAAAUCUCAUGAUAAUAGCAACUUAGGUAAAAAAAUUAAGACCUUUAAUAAAUGGGAAAGUUCUUUCUUAUCCUUUAUAAAGGAUAGUUAUGAUGAUUGCUGUGUCUCUGAGAAGCCUGUAACAUCUGGAAUGGCUAUAUGUUCUGCAGAAUGCAAAAACCACUCUGAAGAAAAUCUAAGAAAUACAGAAGAAAGGAAUUUUCAAAGGCUUUUACCUUCAGAAGACCAUUUUUCACAGGAAAAUGAAUUAAAAGAAGGCGGUAUAACCAUGCUUCCACAACAGGAAGCUGUUAGUUUUUCUGAUUUAGUUGAGGUAGUAAUUUCUGAACAACCUGUUGCCAAUUAUGAACAAUGCAUGGAUGGAACUUAUUUUGACCAAUCACUUGGCAAUCCUAAGCAAACUUCCCUGACAUGUAAAAGGACACUUUCAAUACAUGAAGUUUCAAAGUUGACUAGUCAUGUGGAGUUAUUAAAAAAGCCUCAAGAUUAUAACCCCAGAGAAUCAACUCCUUUAAUGAGUCAAACAGAUACACAUAUUAUGGAAAAGGUAAUGAAAGAAGACACUGAAAGGCAUUACAGUGACAAAGAUGAAAAAGCAAGGCUUUUUUCCACUGUUGUUCAUUCUCAAGAGAUAGAAAUAACUAAUGUUGAGAGAAAGAGACAAGAUCUUUCAGAGAGUGAGCCUAUGACUAAUACAAAUGUUUGUUCCACUAACAAUAUAAAUAAAGAAUUGACUGACGUCUCAGGAUGUAAUCAGAAAGAAAAGGAAAUUUCUCACAAACCAGGUGAGGAAUUAACUAGCGCUAUCAAUGAAAGUGAAAGCAUUGUAACAAAUUGUUUAGAUAAAAAAGAAAAAGUUGACUCAGAAAUUUACAUGUCUCUCAAUGCCCAAGAACACAAAAAAUACCAGAAUUUCAAAAAAAGAAAAGGUCUCUUGAAAGCUACCUGUAACCAAGGUUGGACACCUCUUAAGGAAUUCAGUGAUGUAACUGUAGAGUUAUUAAAAGCUGGUGCUGAUGUUAAUUGUGAAAGUAUAGAUGGAAUUCUGCCCUUAGAUGAUGCUGCUGCAGGCAAUCAUUUAAAGGUAGCUGAGAUACUACUACAACAUAGAGCAAACCCUAAUCCAAAGGAUAAAACACAGAAGACUCCUUUGCAUGAAGCAAAUAAUGAAAAAAUGAAAGAGUUGCUAAAAUCUUAUGGUACUACUGAGACCAGUAAUAAAGAUGAUAGUAAUCCUGCAAUGACUGUAAAAAGUCCUGCUGUUCAUUCAAAAAGAUAUAAACGGUGUUUGUGCGAUGAUGACAAAACUGUUGAUCCAUCUUCUUCUUCACAACAAGAAAAAGGAAUAGAAGACUUUCCCUUGCAUCAGACCAUCAGUGCCAUUCUACAAGAUGUAGAAGAAAACCAAGAAAAGUUAUUAGAGUUUGAAAUAAGAAACCCUAAGGAUGCAGAACAAUACAUUGAAAAGAUGUUGGAGAUAAAAGAGAUUUUGGAUAAUGUGCUUGCCAAACAGAAAGCAGAAAGGGAUGAUUUGGCUAAAAAAUACAGGGUGUCCAUAGAGUCAUUUAAGCAUGGAGUCCUGAGAGAACAACUGGCCAAUUUGGCCACAAGACAGAGGAGACUUUUGGUUGCAGCAAAAAAACAGAAAAAUAUAAGCCUGAAAAUUCAGAAUUACAAGAAUGUCACAUCCUUGUCUAUUCCUCAUUUAAGGAAGUUACCAUCCAGUUUAGACACCUCCAGUGACAAGGACAGCCAGGAGCUUUCCAGUCUGGAAAAUUUAGUGAAGCCCCAAUUAAGUCCAUGUUCUUCUGUCAACCUUGAUUGUGAAAGUGUACAAGGAACACUGUUAUCUCCAGAGUCUUGGGAUGAUAGCCAAAAUGCUAGCAUCUGUCUAAAUUCCAAGGCAGUGAGAAGGAAAGAAUUUUCUGGAAAUGAGAUGAAUUCAAAACAAAAUGAAAAUGAUUGUACCUUGAAUGGCUUAUCAAAAUCCAGAUAUUCAGAUAGCACUGAGAUUAAAUUAUCAUCGCAGCAUGUUACAUUCAUUGCUCAAGCAGAAUACUCACAAAAAGAAAAUGAUCCUCCAGAAACUGUAGCCAAAAAUCAUGAAUUUUGUGGUCCUUCUGCCACAGGCACAUUAAAUAUUUCUGAAUGCUCAAGUAUCCUUUCCCAAAAUGAUACCCCUCUAUCAACUGUUAUUUCACACCAAGACCUUUCCCAUUGUGAUUCAAAAAGAGGAAACAAAACAGCUGGUGGGGCCUCAGAGUCUCUGCCACAUCAAAGCAGUGCUGUCUUAGGCACUGAUACUGGACAUCCCAUAAAACCGUGUCUUAAAAAAACAGCAUCCACCAUUUCAUGUGCAAAUGACAGGCAGAUCUCUUCUUCCUCUGAGUCUGGUCAUCAGCAUUCUAUGAAAAAGCCUUUAAGUUUCAGCACAACUCCUAAAAAGAAAUUAAUGCAUAUAAAAGAUUUGAUAUUACUAGGAAGAAUUAAACCAGGAAAUGAUGUUUUGGAAUUCAGAACACAGGAGGCUACCCACAAGGCCAGUAUUUUAUUGAGUGGUAAAAUUAAGGUAGAAAAUGGUCAGAUUUAUCAAAACCCAGUCACAUGGCUGAAGGAUCUUCUUGGAGGUGACAGUCGUGUUACCUGGAAUUAUGCUUGGAGUAAGGUAACAUAUCUUGGAAAGGAGCUUUUAAAGUAUAUUUCUGAGGAAAUACCUGUACCUCCAGAACCAGACGUGGUACCUCAGCAGCAUCAACCUUGUCUUCCAGGUAUUUCCAGAGAGUCAAGGGAAAGCAUUCCUUAUUAUUUACAAAUAAAUGAAAUACUUUUAAUCAGCGAUCAAGAAUUUCUUCCAUGCCAUUUAAUGGAUCAACAUUGGAAGUUCUUUGUGGAAUGCGAGGAACUAACAUUCUAAAGAAGGCUUGUUUUCUUAAUUUUUUGAUACCUGUUCAUGUUAUCAACAAAUCUUCAUCUCUUAUCCUGUGUGGUAGACUUGUUUAACAUACACUUUAUAUGUUGCAACUUAAGAUGUACAUUUACUGUUACAAGAAAAACACAUUUCUUCCGCUGUUAUUUUGCCAUUGGAAUAAAGGCAUUUCUGAACUA